AUGUGCUUGAGCGUGGUUAUUUCAUCAAAUGCACGCUGUAGGGAGUCAAGAGUGUGGAGGAGCAGGCAUUUUGAGGACUUACAGGAAGAGGAGAUAUGGGGUGGGGGAAGCUACAGGAUGGCAGGCAACACAGUAGGUUGGGCCGUGAUGGCCUCUGGGAAGCAGGGAGUGGGUGUGGAUGGAGUGAGUUAUGCGAUAAAAUCAAAGGCAGGUAUGAGUAAUUCUAUCCUGGCUUUACCAGGUAUUAAGCCACUGUUUGCCCUGUUCCCCCCACAUCAGCUGCAGUCCCACAAAAAGUAG
Molecule: messenger RNA, 300 nt
Organism: Rangifer tarandus platyrhynchus (Svalbard reindeer)
Lineage: Eukaryota; Metazoa; Chordata; Mammalia; Artiodactyla; Cervidae
Source: the annotation of a GenBank genome assembly